AACCUGGCAGCCCGAACAGCUGUUAAUUUUUUCGCAAAGAAAUCGCUACAAAGCGGAAUUUUCGGAAAUUCAUCGCAAUUAUAUCUUCCGGCUGAAACGAAAAUCAAAAAAGUCAAAAUGUAUCUAACCAGACUGCAUAAUGUGGGACGCCAACUGAUUCAACCAACUCUGCGGGCAACACAGAAUCCAACUCGUCUAGUUAGUACCACUAUAACAAACCGAGAAAUCUUCCAAGUGCAAAGCGCCGAAGAUUUUGAUCGCAAAGUUAAGAAAAGUGAUAAGCUGGUAAUAGUGGAUUUUUUCGCAACAUGGUGCAACCCAUGUAAAAUGCUCACGCCACGCAUUGAGACGGUGGUAGGUGAGAAGGCGGGCGCAGUAAAAUUGGCCAAAGUGGACAUUGAUGAGCACAGCGAAUUGGCACUCGAUUAUGAUGUUGCUGCGGUACCUGUCCUAAUAGUAAUGAAAGAAGGAAAAGUGGUGAAUCGUAUGGUCGGCUUACAGGACACGGAUAAGAUACGCGCAUGGAUUGACAAAGCUGUGGAAGAAACCAAAUAAUUUAAGAAAGUAUAACCUUAAAUGUGAACAAAUAACUUUGUAACCCAGCAUCGCAUAAAUAACUUUUGUUUGAAAUUGAAUAAAAUGGUUUAUUAAGGUACGAGAAAUAUUAA
Anastrepha obliqua is the source of this 668-nucleotide messenger RNA. Its product is annotated as thioredoxin, mitochondrial. The coding region runs from base 118 to 555 and encodes 145 amino acids. Gene Ontology annotation, cellular component: cytoplasm; cytosol. The transcript is spliced from 3 exons. The record is from RefSeq and is a predicted model, not a curated record. Gene Ontology annotation, biological process: cell redox homeostasis. NCBI's taxonomy places the organism in Eukaryota, Metazoa, Arthropoda, Insecta, Diptera, Tephritidae. Gene Ontology annotation, molecular function: protein-disulfide reductase activity.